This is a messenger RNA of Euleptes europaea (tarantolino), 1248 nucleotides long. Its product is annotated as QRFP-like peptide receptor. The record is from RefSeq and is a predicted model, not a curated record. Gene Ontology annotation, biological process: neuropeptide signaling pathway. Gene Ontology annotation, cellular component: membrane. The coding region runs from base 1 to 1248 and encodes 415 amino acids. NCBI's taxonomy places the organism in Eukaryota, Metazoa, Chordata, Lepidosauria, Squamata, Sphaerodactylidae. The transcript has a single exon. Gene Ontology annotation, molecular function: G protein-coupled receptor activity; peptide binding.
AUGAACGUCUCCUUCCAUCUCUAUAAGAUCCACAGCCUGCUGGGAUUCUUACAAGGAGACAACCUCUCGUUCCCAGGCCUGCUGAACGGGAGCCGACCGCUGGGCUGGGAGGAGCUGGAAAAGCUGCUCUUCCUCUUCGACAAGGAUCCCAUCGCCAUCUGCCUCACGGCCAUGUACCUGGUGUCCUUCGUGGUGGGCUUCGCCGGCAAUGUCAUGUCGCUGAGGAUGCUCACCCGGAAGCGCCACCACCGGAUGCCCAGCCUGAGCGCCACCAGGAGCCUCCUCAUCAACCUGGCCGUCUGCGACCUCAUGGUGGUCUGCAUCUGCAUGCCCAUCACUGUGGGCAACCUGAUCUACAAAGCCUGGGUCUACGGGGACUUCCUGUGCAGGGCUGUCCCCUUCGUCCAGGCGGUGUCCGUCUCAGCCAGCGUCCUCAGCCUCACGGUGAUCAGCCUGAACCGCUACUACAGCGUACACAACCCGCUCAACGCCCGGUCGUUCUUCACCCGCCGGAAGAUCCUGUGCACCAUCCUGGUGGUCUGGCUGUUGUCCUCGGGAAUCUGCGCGCCCCUCCUGUUCAUGAACCGGAGGGACGAGAUCGGGGUGGGGCAGGACCUUCCCCUGGUAUUCCCCAUCUGCACCGAAAUCUGGCCCCAGGAGAGGGUCAAGCAAGCGUACAAUGUCCUCCUCUUCUGCGCGCUCUACUGCCUGCCCGUCCUCUUCAACGUGGUCGUCUGCUGCUUGACGGCCCGCAGGCUAUGGAGCCCUGCCCGGCCUCUGAGGGGCCGUGGCGCCCUGAACCCCAUAUUGCCGGCUUCCCGGCUGAAGAUCCGCAAGAAGGUGGCGCAGAUGGUGGUGGCGCUGGUCCUGCUCUUCACCGUCUCCUGGCUGCCCAUCUACAUGAUGGACCUCUGGAUUGAGUUCAACAGCCCCAAGUCCUUGCAGGCUCCGCCCCCCUGGGUCCUCCAGCUCCGCCCUUUCGCCCAGUGGCUGGGCCUCACCAACUCCAGCCUCAACCCCAUCUGUUACUGCUUCAUGGGCAACCUCUACCGCUCAGCCAAGGAAAUGAAGAGCAGGUACCACAAGAAGAUGGCCUCCCUUCUUAGCUUCUCCCUGUCCAAAAAGAGCGCACCUUCCUCCACCCCCGAGCUGGUCUCGUACAAGAGCUCCACAAGCAAAGAGCCCAACGUCGUCAUGGCAGUCGGAAGCGGGUACCAGGAGAGCUACAACCCUAGGACGCUGGCGUGA